Geodia barretti is the source of this 2221-nucleotide messenger RNA. The record is from the annotation of a GenBank genome assembly. NCBI's taxonomy places the organism in Eukaryota, Metazoa, Porifera, Demospongiae, Tetractinellida, Geodiidae.
UUGCCACUAGGAGGAAGUGGAGAUACUGGGUACUAAGUAGGCUUUUGUGGUGCCUGUGUGUAUGAAGGCAUGGGUAUUGUAUACACACAGUACCCAGUAAACUCCUUUGCUGUGGUCUUGAUUUGUGAUGGUGUGUGUUGUUGUGUGUGCAGGAGAGGGGUGGGGCCAACUCCUACAACCAUGGCAACCUCACCCUCCAGUUCAAGAUGGACAAUGAACUGGAGAUCAUCUAUGUCGUGGUAUACCAGAACAUACUGAAGCUGGCCUACGUCGACAAACUGCUGGACCAGGUCAACCUUGUCUUCAGAGAUCGCUACAAGAACGAGGUGGCGGGCAAGGCCUACGGACACCAUUUUGACUUCACCCAGGAAUUCGAGAGACUGCUGAGUGAAGUGGAGAAUGAACAUCGUCUUCUGUCCAUUAAACCAAAGAAAAUGAAAAUCUUUGGAAGGUCAAAAAAAGCUGACAAGGUGGCAAGUACCGGAGGAAAAUCCUCGAAAGGUACAGAGGCUGGUAAAGCAACUACAACCAACAAUGGAACAGCUGAAGCUGAGGAAGAAGAGGAGGAGGAAGAGGAGGAGGAGGAGGAAGAGGGAGAGGAAGAAGACGUGGCUAAGCCUGAGACUGUCAAACCAAGUGGAUCGGGAAUAUCCAGACUGCUGAAGAGAGGGCUGGUUGCCAGGGGAGCCAGCCGAGGGAGAGGUGGAGCAGACAAGGGGAAGAAGAACGCAGCCAAGUCCUCCCCGAAGCCAGGGAAGAAGGUGAAGGAGCAGAGGAGGUGGGAGGGCGGGGCAGUCUCUUCCUCUGAGGCCCAGGCUCUCAACUACUCCAGUCCUUCUUCUGAGGCAUCCGGGGCCUCCGCCACUAAUGGAGACAUCGAUAGGUCAAUGGUGGGUAUGAUGAAAGGAGAGCUACAAGAACUGGACUCUAACCCUUCACCUCCGACCUCCCCCACACCCAGCAAGAACAAGACCAAGAGUGGUGGGAUGUUCUCUUUCUUCAAGAACCUGACAGGAGGUAAGACCAUCACCCGACAGGCAAUGGACCCAGCUCUGGACAAGAUGAAGGAGCACCUCAUCACAAAGAACGUGGCUGUCGAGAUUGCCGAGAAGCUCUGCGGCUCUGUCGCCACUAAACUGGACGGGAAAGUCGUCGGAUCGUUCACUGGUAUCCAGAGUCUUGUGAAGAGCAGCAUGGAGGACAGUCUGGUCCAGAUACUGAGUCCCAAGAGAAGAGUCGACAUUCUGAGAGACGUCAUGGCCGCCAGGGACAAAGGUCAACCUUACGUCAUCACCUUCUGUGGCGUGAAUGGAGUCGGAAAGUCUACCAACCUCGCCAAGGUGUGUUUCUGGCUUAUGGAGAACGGGCUGAGGGUCCUGAUCGCCGGGUGUGACACAUUCAGAGCCGGGGCAGUGGAGCAACUGAGGACUCACACCAAACACCUCAACUCCCUCCACCCUCCUCAGGAGGGACACCCUCCCAUGGUGACGCUAUAUGAGAGGGGGUAUGAUAAGGACGCAGCCAACAUAGCCAUGGAGGCCAUCCAGUACGCCAGGCAGCAGUCGUUUGACGUGGUCCUGGUGGACACCGCUGGGAGAAUGCAGAACAACGAGCCUCUCAUGAGGGCUCUUGCCAAGGUCUGUUGGACCAGUGUGUGCUGAUGAUGGGUACUGUGUUGGUGGCAAAACAGAAGAUUGUACAAUUUUACAUUUUCCCUCUUUCCUCCUUCUCUCCCUCCCUCCCUGUUUCUCUUAUCGUGGCUCCCCUCCUCCCCAGUUGAUCCGAGUCAACUCCCCGGACCUGGUGUUGUUUGUGGGCGAGGCUCUGGUGGGUAACGAGGCAGUGGACCAGCUCCUCCACUUCAACCAGGCUCUGGUGGACCACUCCGAGGAGGGCUGUCCUCGCACCAUCGACGGAAUCCUCCUCACCAAGUUUGACACCGUCGACGACAAGGUGGGAGCUGCAAUCUCCAUGACGUACAUCACGGGGCAGCCGAUAGUGUUUGUGGGGACAGGUCAGACGUACACUGACCUCCGCACCCUCAAUGUACACGCCGUCAUCUCUGUACUCCUGAAAUGACUUCCUACUUCAUAGUCCAUGUGAACACUGUAUAAUGUCUUUGUACUUUUGGAUGAGAGGUUUUGAGAGUACACAGUGCAUUAACCUAGGGCGGCGGUGCUGUAAGAUACUGAGCUGUAUUGUCCAAGAGGCUCAAAGUUGC